UCCCUUUCAGGAAAUGAGAACAGUGAAGCCCUUCCAGAGUCUAUCCCAUCUGCUCCUGGAACGCUGCCUCAUUUCAUGGAGGAACCAGAUGAUGCCUACAUUAUAAAAAGCAACCCCAUCGUCUUACGCUGUAAAGCUAUGCCAGCGAUGCAGAUUUUCUUCAAGUGCAAUGGAGAGUGGGUCCAUCAGAAUGAGCACGUGUCUGAGGAAAGCAUGGAUGAGACCACAGGACUGAAAGUUCGAGAGGUGUUCAUCAACGUGACCAGACAGCAGGUGGAGGAUUUCCAUGGGCCAGAGGAUUACUGGUGCCAGUGUGUUGCAUGGAGCCAUCUGGGGACCUCGAAGAGCAGGAAGGCAUCCGUCCGCAUAGCCUAUUUGCGGAAAAACUUUGAGCAAGACCCACAAGGGAAGGAGGUUCCCAUCGAAGGGAUGAUCGUCCUCCACUGCCGACCACCCGAGGGAGUCCCUGCAGCUGAGGUGGAGUGGCUGAAGAAUGAGGAGCCCAUAGAUUCCAACCUGGACGAGAACAUCGACACCAGAGCAGACCACAACCUCAUCAUUCGCCAGGCGCGUCUGUCGGACUCGGGGAACUACACCUGCAUGGCUGCCAACAUCGUUGCCAAGAGGAGGAGCAUGUCUGCGACUGUUGUGGUGUACGUGAACGGAGGCUGGUCAUCGUGGACCGAGUGGUCCAACUGCAACGCGCGGUGCGGUCGGGGCUGGCAGAAGCGAUCACGGACCUGCACCAACCCUGCUCCCCUCAACGGAGGUGCCUUUUGUGAAGGAAUGUCAGUGCAGAAAAUUACCUGCACUUCCCUUUGCCCUGUGGAUGGGAACUGGGAGGUGUGGAGCGAGUGGUCUGUGUGCAGCCCCGAGUGCGAGCAUUUGAGAGUCCGGGAAUGCAUCGCGCCGCCCCCGCGGAACGGAGGCAAAUACUGCGAGGGCUUGAGCCAGGAGUCGGAGAACUGCACCGAAGGGCUCUGCAUCCAAGAUAAAAAACCUCUUCAUGAAAUAAAAUCCCAAAAUAUCGAGACCGCCAGUGACAUUGCCCUGUACUCCGGCCUGGGAGCAGCAGUCAUUGCUGUAGCCGUGCUGGUGGUUGGCGUUACCCUGUACAGACGGAGUCAGAGUGAGUACGGCGUGGAUGUGAUUGAUUCAUCUGCGCUGACAGGAGGCUUCCAGACAUUUAAUUUUAAAACAGUCAGACAAGGGAACUCCCUGCUCUUGAACUCCUCCCUGCAGCCGGAGCUGGCAGUGAGCAGGACCUACAGCGGCCCCAUCUGCCUGCAGGAUCCCAUGGACAAGGAGCUCAUGACGGAGUCGUCCCUGUUCAACCCGCUGUCCGACAUCAAAGUCAAGGUGCAGAGCUCGUUCAUGGUGUCCCUAGGGGUGACAGAGAGGGCGGAAUACCACGGCAAGGCGCAUUCCGGAACUUUUCCUCAUGGGAAUAAUCGAGCUUUUGGUACAAUACCAGCUAGAAACAAGGCCACCUAUAUUCAGAACCUGCCUUCUGUUUCAACAAGAAGUGAGCUGAAGACAACUGCUGUUUUUGGACACCUGGGUGGCCGUUUAGUGGUCCCAAACACAGGCGUCAGUCUGCUGAUACCACACGGAGCCAUUCCUGAGGAGACUUCCUGGGAAAUCUACCUUGCCAUCACUCAAAGGGAGUCCAGCCUACAGCCGGAAGGCACAGAUGUGCUGCUGGGACCAGAGGUGACGUGUGGGCCCUCGGAUCUGUCUGUCAGCGCUCCCUUCGCCUUGACGAUCCCGCACUGCGCUGAAGUGAACUCGGAGCACUGGAAUAUUCACUUGAAAAAGAGGACACAGCAAGGAAAAUGGGAGGAAGUGAUGUCUGUGGAAGAGGAAACUACUUCUUGCUACUGCCUGUUGGAUCCUUAUGCCUGUCACAUUCUCUUAAACAGCUUUGGAACUUAUGCUCUUGUUGGAGAACCCAUCUCUGACUGCGCCGUUCGACAGCUGAAAGUAGCGGUUUUUGGCUGCCUGUCUUGCAAUUCUCUGGAUUACAAUCUGAGAGUGUAUUGUAUGGAUAACACACCUUGUGCGUUUCAGGAAGUGGUUUCAGAUGAAAGACUCCAAGGAGGACAGCUACUGGAGGAACCCAAACUUUUGCAUUUCCAAGGGAAUACCUUCAGUCUUCAGAUCUCUGUCCUCGAUAUCCCUCCGUUCCUUUGGAGAAUUAAACCAUUUACUGCAUGUCAGGAGGUCCCGUUCUCUCGCGUGUGGAGCAGCAGCCAGACCCCGCUGCACUGUGCCUUCUCCCUGGAGCGCUACACGCCCGCCACCACGCAGCUGUCCUGCAAGAUCUGCGUGCGCCAAGUCAAGGGGCACGAGCAAAUCCUGCAGAUCCACACGUCCAUCCUAGAGAAUGAAAGAGAAACCAUCGCUUUCUUUGCACACGACGACAGCAACUUCCCUGCCCAGGUGGGUCCAAAAGCGUUCAAAAUCCCCUACUCGAUCAGACAGCGGAUCUGUGCGACGUUCGACACACCCAACGCCAAAGGCAAAGACUGGCAGAUGUUAGCACAAAAAAACAGCAUUAACAGGAAUCUCUCCUAUUUUGCUACCCAAAGCAGCCCAUCUGCAGUCAUUCUGGACCUCUGGGAAGCCCGACAUCAGCACGAUGGCGACCUCGACUCCCUGGCCUGUGCCCUGGAGGAAAUAGGAAGGACGCACUCCAAAAUCUCAGACGUGACAGAAACUGCGGCUGAAGAGCCCGACUUCGGCUCCAGCAGACAGAACGGACUCUAG
Molecule: messenger RNA, 2769 nt
Organism: Mesitornis unicolor (brown roatelo)
Lineage: Eukaryota; Metazoa; Chordata; Aves; Mesitornithiformes; Mesitornithidae
Gene: UNC5D
Product: unc-5 homolog D (C. elegans)
Exons: 16
Biological process (GO): netrin-activated signaling pathway
Cellular component (GO): membrane
Molecular function (GO): protein binding; netrin receptor activity
Source: RefSeq, a predicted model, not a curated record